AUGCGGCAUUUCGAGAGAUUCUACGACGUCGUUGAACCCGUUGAGGAGUUGGAGGCUAUCAUCCGAAACACCUCCGCGAAGUAUUCAACCAGAGAUGCUUCCAGAAACACUAAAGAGCUUGCUAUGCUUCUUAAAUUGUCUGUUCCGGGCCUAGAUCAUCAUCCUGGCAAAGAAUAUGUUAUAGAACUGCAGAAUCAUUUUGAGCAUGAUGGCCCAUAUGGGACACACUUGUGUCUUGUCUUUCCUGCAAUGAUAUCCGAUGGUGAACUAAUGACUGCCACCGGAAAGCUACACCAGGCAACCUACGUGCGAGCUAUUUCCAAACAGCUCUUGUUGGGACUCGACUUCCUUCAUAACUAG
Paracoccidioides brasiliensis Pb18 is the source of this 360-nucleotide messenger RNA. RefSeq lists its product as uncharacterized. The transcript has 2 exons. The coding region runs from base 1 to 360 and encodes 119 amino acids. The record is from RefSeq and is a predicted model, not a curated record.